This is a messenger RNA of Microthlaspi erraticum, 3147 nucleotides long. The record is from the annotation of a GenBank genome assembly. NCBI's taxonomy places the organism in Eukaryota, Viridiplantae, Streptophyta, Magnoliopsida, Brassicales, Brassicaceae.
AUGGAGGAAGGUCCUCAAGUCGCUGCUCCGAUUCCAAUUCACCAUCCGAUGGGGAGAAAACGAGAUCUCUAUUACCAGAUGUCGUCGAAUCAUCACCACCCUCACUGGCUCGUACAGUCUCAGCCGCCACCGCAGCAGCAGCAGAGGAAUGACUGGAAUCCGAAGAUGUGGGAAUGGGACAGCCAGAGAUUCGAAGCUAAACCAGUAGAGGCAGAGGCUUCUCCUCUCCACCUCGGAAACGGCACGCAGUUUGAUGUUAACAAUAACAACGGCGGUUUGACUUACGAGGGAGAAGAAAGAGGGCUUGACUUGAAUCUGAGCAGUGGCUUCAACGCCGUCGAAGAGACGACGCCGGUGGUAACCAGACCGAGCAAGAGGGUGAGGUCGGGAUCUCCGGGAGGAGGAAACUACCCUAAGUGUCAGGUGGAUAAUUGUAAAGAAGAUCUAUCAAUCGGUAAGGAUUAUCACAGAAGGCAUAAAGUGUGUGAGGUUCAUAGCAAAGCCACUAAAGCUCUCGUUGGGAAACAAAUGCAGAGGUUUUGCCAACAGUGUAGCAGGUUUCAUCUUCUCUCUGAGUUUGAUGAGGGGAAGAGAAGCUGUAGGCGGAGAUUGGCCGGCCAUAACAGACGGAGGAGGAAAACUCAGCCGGAGGAGAUUAUAGCUCCUCCGGGGAAUUGUGAUAACAACACCUCUAGUAACAACGCUAAUAUGGAUAUUAUGGCUUUGUUAACAGCUUUAGCUUGUGCACAAGGUAGGAAUGAUGCUGCAACACCUAAUGUGUCUCCAGCAGUGCCUCAAAGGGAGCAGCUUCUUCAGAUACUUAACAAGAUCAAUGCUUUGCCUUUGCCUGACGAUCUUGUCUCGAAGUUGAAUAACAUCGGAAUCUUAGCCAGGAAUCAACCUUCAGCGAUGAACGCUCAGAAUGAUGUGAAUGGGUCUUCUUCUUCUUCUCCAUCUACCAUGGACCUACUCGCUGUUCUCUCCACAACUCUAGGCUCAUCUGCACCUGAGGCCAUUGCUUUCUUAUCUCAAGGAGAGUUUGGUGGGAACAAAGACAGUAAUGAUAAGGCUAAGUUAACUACAUCUGCACCUGAGGUCAAUGCAGCUAAUUUAGAAAAGAGAACUUUGGAGUUUCCUUCUUUUGGAGGAGGAGAGAGAUCCGGGAGCAGUAACCUGUCUCCUUCUCAAGAUUCAGACUCACGAGCUCAGGAGACUAGAUCUAGCUUGUCUCUACAGCUGUUCACUUCUUCACCAGAGGAUGAGAGUCAUCAUCCAACGGUUGCGUCUUCAAGAAAGUAUUAUUCUUCAGCUAGCAGUAACCCUGUUGAGGACAGGUCGCCAUCAUCGUCUCCGGUCAUGCAGGAGCUUUUCCCGUUGCAGACAUCUCCUGAGACCAUGAGAUCGAACAAUUGCAAAAACGCUAGUAGUCCCAGUCACAGGACUAGCUGUUUGCCACUAGAGCUCUUUGGUGCUGCAUCAAACAGAGGAGCUGCUGCUAAUCCUAGUUUUAAAGCUUCUAGGCAUCAUCAAUCUGGUUAUGCUUCGUCUGGUUCUGAUUAUUCUCCUCCCAGCUUAAACUCUGAUACUCAGGACCGCACUGGAAAGAUAGUUUUCAAACUACUUGGGAAAGAUCCUAGUCAGCUCCCUGGGACAUUGCGAACCGAGAUAUAUAGCUGGCUUUCUAGCAUUCCAUCAGAAAUGGAGAGUUACAUCAGGCCUGGCUGUGUUAUUCUUUCUGUCUAUGUGGCAAUGUCAGCUUCUGCUUGGGAACAACUUGAGGAAAACUUGGUGCCACGGAUACGUUCUUUGGUUCAAGAAUCAAAAUUUUGGAGCAACACAAGAUUCUUGGUCAGCACAGGGAGACAGCUCGUGUCAUACAAACAUGGAAGGACUCAUCUGAGCAAAUCAUGGAGAACUCUGAAUUCACCAGAGCUGAUCACGGUGUCGCCUUUGGCUGUUGUAGCCGGUGAAGAAACAACUUUGAUAGUAAGGGGUAGAAGCUUGACUAAUGAUGGAAUCAGUUUUCGUUGCGCGCAUAUGGGUAACUACACGUCAAUGGAGGUAACUAGAAGAGAACAUAGGAGAACCAGAUUCGAGGAGUUAAAUGUGAAUAACUUCAAAGUCCAGUGUGCAAGGCCUGGUUCUCUAGGACGCUGUUUCGUUGAGGUGGAGAAUGGAUUUAGAAGUGACAGUUUCCCUUUGAUAAUAGCGAAUGCCACGAUUUGCAGAGAGUUGAAUAGCCUUGAAGACGAGUUUCAUCCGACAGAUGAACAGACACACAACUCAGAUCGUCCAAGAUCAAGAGAAGAAGUUCUCUGCUUCUUGAACGAGCUUGGUUGGCUAUUUCAGAGGAAAUGGACAUCUGACAUUCACGGAGGAUCAGACUUUUCCCUCCCUCGGUUCAAGUUUCUGCUCGUCUGCUCUGUCGAAAGAGACUACUGCUCUCUCAUAGGUACUCUCCUGGAUAUGAUGGUAGAGAGAAACCUAGGAGAAGACGGUCUGAUGAGCAAGGAGUCCUUAGAUAUGCUUGCUGAGAUUCAGCUACUGAGCCGCGCUGUCAAAAGAAGGAACGUGAAAAUGGCUGAGACUCUGAUUCGCUAUUCCGUGAAACCCAACGCUAAAACUUUCAUCUUCUUGCCUAACGUCACCGGACCUGGCGAUAUCACACCUCUGCAUUUAGCUGCUUCUACGUCUGGCUCUGAAGAUAUGGUUGAUGUCUUGACUAAUGAUCCACAAGAGAUUGGAUUAUCUUGCUGGAAUACACUAAUCGAUGCAAGUGGACAGACUCCGUUUAGCUAUGCUGCAAUGAGGAACAACCACAGUUACAACACCUUGGUGGCUCGUAAGCUUGCUGAUAAAAGAAACGGUCAGAUAUCUUUGAACAUCGAGAACGGGAUUGAUCAGAUUGGGCUGAGUAAGAGACUGAGCUCAGAGCUCAAGAGAUCUUGCAACACAUGUGCAAGCGUGGCACUAAAGUAUCAGAGAAGGGUUUCGGGUUCACACCGUUUGUUUCCAACUCCGAUCAUUCACUCGAUGCUUGCGGUUGCAACAGUCUGCGUUUGCGUCUGCGUGUUUAUGCACGCUUUCCCUAUCGUUAGACAAGGGUCUCACUUCAGCUGGGGAGGUCUUGAUUAUGGCUCAAGCUAA